Messenger RNA from Perca flavescens (yellow perch), 1056 nucleotides. RefSeq lists its product as uncharacterized. Bases 1 to 1056 code for a protein of 351 amino acids. The transcript is spliced from 5 exons. Gene Ontology annotation, biological process: response to bacterium. Lineage: Eukaryota; Metazoa; Chordata; Actinopteri; Perciformes; Percidae. The record is from RefSeq and is a predicted model, not a curated record.
AUGACAUCUCCAGUGUUUUCUCUCUUUCUCACAUGUUUGUUCUUGGGGGAAAUGGCUCAGACGACCGGUCCGAAAUCCUCAACUGUUCGUCAAGAGACACGAUUUGUAUCAGUUAAAACUGGGGAGGAGUUGACUUUGAAAUGUUUCUAUGAAGGUGAUGUCGCUGUAAUGCUUUACUGGUACAAACAAACUCUGGGACAGAAACCAACGCUCAUCUCUACAUAUCAUAAAUAUAAUGUGAAUUUUAUUUUUCAUGAUGAAUUCAAGAACAAUUCACGCUUCACACUGGAUAUGGAAAAUGGUAAAAAUCACCUAAAGAUCACAGAUUUGCGUGUUUCAGACUCGGCUACUUACUACUGCGCAAGUAGUGAUACAUAUACAUAUAUUUUUGAAUUUGCGGAGGGAACCUUAGUCGAUGUAGAAGGUUCAGGUUUGAAGGUCCCAGCUACGGUCCAUCAGUCAGCAUCUGAGAGCAUCCAGCCAGGAGGCUCUGUGACUCUGGACUGUACAGUACACACUGGGACCUGUGAUGGAGAACACAGAGUUUACUGGUUCAAGAACUCUGAAGAAUCUCAGCCAGGACUCAUUUACACCCAUGGAGGCAGGAAUGAUCAGUGCGAGAGGAAACCCAACACACAAACACACACCUGUGUCUACAAGCUGCCGAUGAAGAGUCUGAAUCUUUCUCAUGCUGGGACCUACUACUGUGCUGUUGCCUCAUGUGGACACAUUCUGUUUGGAAACGGGACCAAGCUGAAGUUUGAAGAUGAGGUGGACUCUUCUCCUUUAGUGUAUUUCUUGAGUGCAGCUUUGGCUUUCACCACCAUCCUGAGCGUUUUACUGCCUUUCGUAAUGUACAAGGUGAACAAAAGAAACAGCUGCCAAACUGCAGUAAACCACGCAACAUUUCCAUCUCCCUCCACAGCGAGUGCAGAGGGUUACCAAGAUGCAGACAACCUCCAUUAUGCUGCUUUAAGUAUCAACCUGCCCAACAGAUCGAGAAGACAGCGGAAUAACAUCAACGAUGAAUGUGUGUACUCCAGUGUCAAGCAGUAG